This is a messenger RNA of Athalia rosae (coleseed sawfly), 2399 nucleotides long. Its product is annotated as alpha-glucosidase-like. Gene Ontology annotation, biological process: carbohydrate metabolic process. The record is from RefSeq and is a predicted model, not a curated record. The transcript is spliced from 9 exons. Lineage: Eukaryota; Metazoa; Arthropoda; Insecta; Hymenoptera; Athaliidae. Bases 166 to 1941 code for a protein of 591 amino acids.
AGUCCCGAUUCACAUACCAGUCCGACCUAGGACGAGGUUUCAGGGAUCCCAUUCGGUAAAGGCCUCCCAAGUUAUUCCGGUUGAAUUCGUUGAAUUAACAUUUUUGUCAUUCGAUUUAAAUUACGAGAGGGUCAUUUUUAAUCAACUAUCGAAAUCAAAGCCAGGAUGAAAGGAAUUCUGGUUUUCGGAGUGUUGAUGGCUCUCAUCGGUUGCGGUUCGAUUGACGCUCAACAUCGUCAAUUGGACUGGUGGGAAAGGAUGACCUUGUAUCAAAUAUAUCCAAGAAGUUACCAAGACAGCAACGGCGACGGAGUCGGAGAUCUGAAGGGGAUCACGAGCAGACUCCACCACUUGGUCGAUGCCGGAGUCGACGCCUUUUGGUUGUCUCCCAUUUACAAAAGUCCGAUGGCAGAUUUCGGAUACGACAUAGCAGACUUCAGAAAUAUCGACCCUAUCUUCGGUACGUUGGACGACUUCGACCAACUGGUGAGGACCGCUCACGAUCUUGGACUCAAAGUCCUCAUGGACCUCGUGCCAAAUCAUUCGUCGGACGAACACGAGUGGUUCCAAAGGAGCUUGAGAAAUGAAACUCCCUACGCGGACUUCUACACUUGGCACCCUGGCACGGUGGUAAAUGGGGAACGCGUUCGUCCCAAUAACUGGGUGAGCGUUUUCGGUGGCCCCGCUUGGACCUGGCGCGACGAAAGGCAGGCCUGGUAUCUCCAUCAGUUUGAUCCGAAACAACCGGAUCUCAAUUACCGAAACGAGCAUCUCGUUCAGGAGAUAAAGGACGUUUUCGUCUACUGGAUGGACAGAGGUACCGAUGGAUUCCGCGUGGACGCCGUUCCUCAUCUGUUCGAAAUUGAAAGUUUAAUCGACGAACCCUUAUCGGGGUUGACAGAUAUCCCGACAAACUACAGUUACACGGUGCAUGAUUACACUACGAAUUUGGAAGAGGUUUACGACAUGGUCGGCCAGUGGGUGCAAGUUUUGAAAGAUUAUUCUGACCGAAGUAACUCAACGAGGAUCAUGAUGAUAGAAGCUUACACCAAUAUAUCAUGCACUAUGAGGUUCCACGAAAUCGGGGCGCAGUUCAGCUUCAAUUUCGGUUUUAUUGAAAAUAUCGACGAAUCCGCCACAGCGUUGGACAUUAAACAAAAGGUCAUAGACAAUUGGCUUGACAAUCUGCCUCCGCAAAGCACGCCGAACUGGGUGAUUGGAAAUCACGACAAGAAUCGCGUGGCUAGUAGAUUUGUUCCCGAACUUGUUGAUGCAUUGAACAUGGUGAAUCAUUUGCUACCCGGAGUCGGAGUCACGUACUACGGUGAAGAAAUCGGCAUGGAAGAUCGAUGGAUAUCGUGGAACGACACCCAGGAUCCACAGGGAUGUGGCGCGACGCCGGAAACUUUCGAAGAUUACUCUCGAGACCCGGCGAGAACUCCUAUGCAAUGGGACGCCACAACCGCGGCCGGAUUUUCCACCACCGAUAAAACGUGGUUACCCGUAAACGACAAUUACAGGACACUGAAUCUGGCUGCUCAAAAGGAGGCGGACGUUUCUCAUUUCAAGGUCUAUCAAGCCAUUCUCAAAUUGAAAAAAGAGGCCGUCAUUCAACACGGAACGGUGAACGUGAAGCUGCUCAAUAAGAACGUUUUGGCUUUCUCCAGGGAACUGGAGGGAUCUGGCGAAGUGAUCGUCGUGGCGAACAUGGUCAACCGGACGGAGAAAAUUAGCCUGAACGCGUUUUCGGGUCUUCCCGAUACUCUGACGGUGUCGAUAGCGAGUAUCCAUUCGUCGUUGACCGCCGGGACGGAGGUGUCGAAGAGCAGCUUCGAAAUUUCGGGAAUGGCCGGUCUCGUACUGCGCAGCGGUGCCGACGCCCUCACAUCAAGUUUGGUCUUGACGCUGAUUACCGUGCUCUUGGCUUAUUUCCGUUACUAGUAUCUCAACACCCCGAUAGAUUAAUCAUUGUAACUCAAUUUUAUCGUUGUAUCUCGACUAUCACACAUCACAUCGAAUAGAUUAAGAAGGUGGUCGCAUGGAUUAAGGGUUUAUAUCGUUAGAAAUUACUCCGCUGACGCGUUUCGAGCGGCGGAGCGAAGUAACGAGUAUUCAGUAUCGAUCGACGUAUCGGAAGACCUGCAUAUUCGCUAACUCGUACAGUAGAUAUUGUUUGUACCGCCGUAAUGAUGCAAGCGACAAAUGAUGCCAAUUCUCAACAGCUCGACGAUUAAAAAAUCUUUAUCCGAAUCCAUCUCAAUGUUACGUAAUCACGAAAUGUCCAUGUGUCAUAACUGCAUAUAACUUCGCGCAAUAAGAUAAGUUACAUUAGAUAACGUUCGAGUAAUUUUCCAUUGUCACUGUAUCGUAGCGUAAUAAAUUCUUUGAUGGAAAAAAUA